AAAUGGAUUAAAACUGGAAGAUGAAGACCGGAGCAGAAGUAACGGAAACUGAAAGUUAGAGAUAGAAAGAGAAACAAAAAAGUUUGUCCGUUUGAUCUUCUUCUUCACGAUCUUCAUUUAUUUAUUAAUUCAUUACUACUGCUUAUACUUUUAUUUUGAUCGGAGAUAAAUAAUUUUAGAAGAAAUUUGGUUGAUUAUGUUAACGAGAUUCUGUAGUUUGACGGCGUAUAAUCGAGUAAAAAGAUGAGAAGUGCUAGUAAUAAUAAUAGUAGCAGCGUCGAUACUAUUAACGCCGCUGCUACUGCCAUCGUCUCCGCCGAGGCACGUGUUCAGCCUAGCAGUUCCGUUCAGAAAAGAAGAUGGGGAGGGUGCUGGAGUAAUUACUGGUGUUUCGGUUCCCAGAAAAGUAGCAAGCGAAUUGGUCAUGCUGUUCUAGUUCCCGAACCUCGAGUACAAGGAGCUGUAGUCCCUUCUGCGGAAAAUCAAUCACAUUCAACUGCCGUUGCAGUUCCUUUUAUUGCUCCUCCUUCUUCUCCUGCUUCAUUCCUCCAAUCUGAUCCUCCUUCUGCCACCCAUUCACCUGCCGGCUUGCUUUCCCUUUCUGUUAGUGCAUACUCACCAGGCGGACCUAACUCUAUUUUCGCCAUUGGGCCUUAUGCGCACGAAACCCAGCUAGUCACUCCACCUGUGUUUUCUGCUUUCACCACUCAACCAUCUACUGCUCCUUUCACUCCACCUCCUGAAUCUGUUCAGCUGACUACGCCUUCUUCACCUGAAGUGCCAUUUGCUCAGCUCCUCACGUCUUCUUUGGAGCGAGCUCGGAGAAAUAAUGGCACCAAUCAAAAGUUUUCGUUAUCCCACUAUGAAUUUCAGUCUUAUCCUCUAUAUCCGGGAAGCCCAGGUGGUCAACUCAUUUCUCCAGGUUCAGCAAUGUCAUAUUCAGGCACCACUUCUCCUUUCCCUGACAGACUCCCCAUUCUUGAGUUUCGGAUGGGAGAAGCUCCCAAGCUCUUGGGCUUUGAAUACUUUACAACUCGUAAAUGGGGCUCAAGGCUGGGUUCUGGAACUGUAACUCCGGAUGGUGUGGGGCUAGGUUCAAGACUGGCUUCUGGAACCGUAACUCCAGAUGGUCUGGGGUUGGGUUCAAGGCUGGCUUCUGGAACCGUGACUCCAGAUGGUGUGGGACUUGGUUCAAGGCUCGGCUCUGGAACUGUCACUCCAGAUGGUGUGGGGCUUGGUUCAAGGCUCGCCUCUGGAACUGUCACUCCAGAUGGUGUGGGGCUUGGUUCAAGGCUCGCCUCUGGAACUGUCACCCCGGAUGGUGUUGGUCUUGGUUCAAGGAUCAGCUCUGGAACUGUCACUCCGCAUGGUGUAGGGCUGCAGUCAAGACAGCGUUCCGGAUCUUUGACACCUGAUGGUGUGGGACCUAUUGGUUUGUUUCUGGAAAACCAGAUUUCUGAAAUUGCAUCAGUUUCCAACAAAGAAAAUGGAUCUAAAACUGACGAAACUAUAGUUGAUCAUAGAGUGUCAUUUGAGCUGAGUGGCGAAGAGGUUGCACGAUGUCUUGAAAACAAGUCCAUGUCAACAUGUAGAACUUUCUUCGAAUAUUCUCAUGACAGUAUAGAAGAAGAAAAAAUAAAAAGUGAGAAGAUGCCACCAGUGAGUGAUGAAAAUUUGCCUAGUGGGGAAACUUCCAGUGGAACAACAGCUGAUCAGAAAACUUCAGGAGAAACAGAGGAGGAACACUAUUACAGAAAACAUCGUUCUGUUACUCUCGGCUCAAUCAAAGAGUUCAACUUCGAUAAUUCAAAAGAUAUUCCCGAUAAGCCCCCCAUCAGUUCCGAGUGGUGGGCAAAUGAAGCAAUUGCUCAGGAAUCUAGGCCUUCCAACAACUGGAGUUUCUUCCCAUUAUUACAACCAGAAGUUAGCUGACGCAGAAUUAGGCGGAAUGCCCGGUUUACAUUAUAUGUAAGAUCAACCGGUUUUUUGCUUCACUGGAUGCCUAAUCUAUCAGAUGUAAGUCUGAUCUGAAGGCAAAAGUGUAUUGGAGAUACAUUUCAGCCUGCGGUCACUUGACGACGAAGAAUGGAGUGUUCUGUGACCCUAAUUAGAAAUGCCGAGGAAAUAUAGUUUGUAGGGGUGGUUUAGGGUGAGAAUUGAUACAGUAUUCUUUUCAUUUAUUUUUUUGGAUGUUAUACAAAAAUAGGAUUUGCAUAUAGCUGUUCUGUUCUUGAUUGUUUUUCCAUUUCUUGUGUAAAAAGUAAAUCGUUUGCAUUAUAAAGCAGCUGCAGCUUAAUGUUGAUCUGCAUGGUAGUGUUAUAGAUUCAAUUUUGUAAUCAGACUUUGCAGUUCUGAUGUUUAUUUGUAUCUUCUUCUCUAUUAAUGACUACAUUAACUAGGUGCUGUAAA
This is a messenger RNA of Mercurialis annua (annual mercury), 2409 nucleotides long. RefSeq lists its product as uncharacterized. Lineage: Eukaryota; Viridiplantae; Streptophyta; Magnoliopsida; Malpighiales; Euphorbiaceae. The transcript has 2 exons. The record is from RefSeq and is a predicted model, not a curated record. Bases 244 to 1932 code for a protein of 562 amino acids.